Oreochromis aureus is the source of this 721-nucleotide messenger RNA. RefSeq lists its product as uncharacterized. Gene Ontology annotation, molecular function: transmembrane signaling receptor activity. The record is from RefSeq and is a predicted model, not a curated record. The transcript has 4 exons. NCBI's taxonomy places the organism in Eukaryota, Metazoa, Chordata, Actinopteri, Cichliformes, Cichlidae. Gene Ontology annotation, biological process: cell surface receptor signaling pathway. The coding region runs from base 95 to 721 and encodes 208 amino acids.
CACAGCUCUUUGGUAUCUGCUGUGCUGCUGCUUCACUCUCUCUCUUUACAGAAAGUUGUAGAAGUUUUCAGACGUGUCACUGCUGGAUGUGAGGAUGGGAGCCACUUUGCUCUGUGAGCUGGGCCUAUUCUUGCUCUGUACGCUCCUCUGCACUGGACACGCUCAAGAUGCUGUGCUAACUAUUGAACCCAACUGGUCCAUUUUUUUCAUUGGAGAGUUCAUUGUCUUCAAAUGUGACAUGAAUGAAGGAAAAGACACUGACUGGAAAUAUAUAAUCAAGAAGGAUGGUCAAGACUUUAUCAGCUACAGUGAUUACAAAAACCACAGAUUAAAAUGUACAAUUACAGGUCACAGUGGUGAAUAUCAGUGCUCUGGUCACAGGAUGAGCAACAGUUAUACAAAGAACAGUAAUACUGUCUUUAUAACUGUAUUAGAUAAACCCAGGGCCACAAUGACAGUAGGAACAACAAUCAUACCAGUAGGGGGCAGUGUGACCCUGACCUGCUCUGUGCAGAGCUCUGAUGGAUGGAAAUAUGAGUGGUUCAGACGAACCCAAACAACCUCUGAAGUUCAAAUCAAAGAUCAAGAAAACAGAGAUAUCAGAGUAUCUCAAGGAGGAAUCUACAGCUGCAGAGGAACAAGAGGAAACCGAGUUUACUACACUGAUAUAAGUGAUGAUGUCACCAUUGAAAUAACCUGUGAGUUGAGGAAUUUAGUGUGA